This is a messenger RNA of Hydra vulgaris (swiftwater hydra), 1641 nucleotides long. RefSeq names its product piggyBac transposable element-derived protein 4-like. The record is from RefSeq and is a predicted model, not a curated record. NCBI's taxonomy places the organism in Eukaryota, Metazoa, Cnidaria, Hydrozoa, Anthoathecata, Hydridae.
AUGCUGCCACCACAAAGUUCAGCAAACGCUGAUGGUGCUUCAUCAUCAAAAACUUCUGUUGCAGUACAUUCUCAUUCAAUUGACCAAUCAGUUAUAUACCAACGUCCAAAACGUGUGUCGGCGCAACAGUGUUUAUUCAUAUUACAAGAACUCUCAGAAAUGGACAGUGGUGAUGAAUCAGAUUCAGCAAACGAAAAUGAAAAGACAGAUGUUGUUGAAGAUAAUCUUUCUGAUGACGAUGAAAGUAAUACUUAUAUUUACACAUCGGAAAGUAGUAGCGAUGAUGAUGUAGAAGAAAAUUCAUGCGGUGGAAAUAAUGGUGUAACUGUUAAAACUUGUAGAGAUGAUGUAAAAUGGACUAUUGCGUCAACAGUUGAGGCUUUACACGCUUUAUCAAAAAAUGUUUUAUCUGCCAAUUUAUCAAAUGAAGGAUGGAAUAUAAGUGACAUUGAACUUGAUGCUUUCAUAGGCCUAAUAUAUCUUCGUGGAUGUAUGAACGCAAGAAAUUUUCCAGUUAAAUUCCUAUGGUCUGAAAAAUAUGGCAACAAAGCUUUUGCAGAAACUAUGCCGCGUUCUCGGUUUGAAGACAUUAUGAAAAAUAUUAGAUUUGAUAUACGUUCAGAACGUAGAGAGCUCCUCCAAAGUGAUAAAUUUGCUCUAAUGUCAUGGGUGCUGACAAGAUUUGUAGAAAAUAGUCAAAAAUGCUAUAUACCUGAGGAAUCUUUAACAAUUGAUGAGCAGUUGUUCCCAACUAAAGCUCGGUGUCGCUUUACUCAGUAUAUGCCUAAUAUACCGGACAAGUUUGAAAUCAAAUUCUGGAUUUUAGCUGAUUUAAAAACUAAAUAUUGUCUUAGUAUCAAACCGUAUCUUGGUAAAGAUGAAAACCGUGUAGAAAAUUUGGGUACUCAUGUGGUCAUGUCACUAAUAAAACCAUAUUUAGGCCGCGGGUAUAAUGUUACUACAGAUAACUUUUUUACAAGUGUCGAUCUUGCAACAAAACCUUUGCAAAAGAAAACGUCAAUAGUUGGAACAGUUAAACAUAGUAGAAAAGAAAUUCCAGCAUUUGAUCCACUUCCACUUUACGAUUCAACUUUCUACAUAAAUGGACCAUUGAACUUGAUUGUCUACCAGGCAAAGAAGAAGAAAACUGUAAUUUUAUUAUUAACACUACAUAGAGGGGUAACUAAGCAAAGCGAUGGGAAGAAAAAACCAGAGGCAGUACUUUAUUACAAUGCGAAUAAAUGUGGAGUUGAUAUGUUAGAUUCAAUGUGUCGACAAAUGUCAACAAAAUCUGGGUGCAGACGCUGGCCGUUAGCUGUUUUCUUCAAUAUUUUGGACUUGACCGAUGUAAACGCGCGGAUCAUUUUUAAAAAAGUUACACAACAAAAAAUUUCGAGACGAAUGUUCCUUUACACUUUAUCUGAGCAGUUAAGAGAAGCAAAUAUAAAUCACCGCAAAUCCCAAGUUGCUGCCAACAGUAAUACCACAAUAGCUACCAACAGUAAUACACAAUUACCCACACGAUUGAGAUGUCAGAUAAAAACAGACUGCAAACGUAAUCUGACGUCAACAGUAUGUGCAAGUUGUAACAAACCUGUUUGUGGAAAGUGCAUGUCAUAUAUAAGCAAACAUUGGAAAUAA